Molecule: messenger RNA, 403 nt
Organism: Linum tenue
Lineage: Eukaryota; Viridiplantae; Streptophyta; Magnoliopsida; Malpighiales; Linaceae
Source: the annotation of a GenBank genome assembly
ACCAUGGCAGGAUCACGUAGUGUAAUGGCUAUUGCUAUUGCGUUGCUGGCUUCUCUCUUUCUCAUCAAGGUGGUGGCAACAACGGCGGCGGCGGGAGGCACGCCAGCUCCACCGCCGGUUUUAAUUUGCUUGAUGGAGAAUUUGGUGGUGCAGAACUGCGGGCCUUCCAACUGCGACGCCAAAUGUAAGAGAGACUGCAAGAAAUUCGGACGCAAACCGGAAACCUGCUCUGGAGUUUGUGCUACAGGGACCUUCUUUUGUAACUGUUAUGGGCCUUGCAACCCAGGCCCACCUCCCGCUGCUUAACUUCCCACCACGACCCAUUCCCGUUCUUCCAUUUUGCUCUUCCCGUUUUCAUCUUACCACAGUCCACGGCUGCUUGUUGUUAAAGAAAAGCAUGAUU